Insectozyma verbasci is the source of this 1482-nucleotide messenger RNA. NCBI's taxonomy places the organism in Eukaryota, Fungi, Ascomycota, Pichiomycetes, Serinales, Debaryomycetaceae. The record is from the annotation of a GenBank genome assembly.
AUGAGUACGAAUAAUGGACAGGAAUCAAAAGUGGAAAAUGUUCAAACUGAUAAUAAUAUCAAACUAGAAACAAAUCCACAGCCACUUGAAAAACCAAAGAAAAGAAAGAAGAAACUAGAAAUAGCUUGUGUUUAUUGUAGACGGUCACAUAUGAUUUGUGAUGAAUCAAGGCCUUGUCAAAGAUGUAUUAAAAGAGGUAUUGGCCAUUUAUGUUACGAUGAACCAUCAAAUUCAAGACAACGUAAAAAGGCAGAAGCAUUAAGAAAAACUCAAAGUGAAGGACCAAGUCAAGAUAAAGGUGUGUCUCCUAAUACACCAUUACCAUUACCACCAUUACAAUCAUCACAACUGGAAAUUGGACCUCAUAUAACAGAUCAACAAUAUCAAAAACAACAAUUUCAAGUUCCACAAACUAGAAAUAUAAAAAAUUCAGUACUAUCGCAAACUUUACCUUAUAAUCAAGAACCAUUCUUCUUCUCAGAACAUGCUGGUAGUGAAUUUAGUUCAUUAAAUGAUUUUUUAUCCAUGAUUGAUGAUCCAGAAUUAGUUCAUGGUGCAUUAAAUGAUGAUCCAAAUAGCAUUUUGUUUGGAGUUAAUAAUCAAAUGAAUAAUUUUGUUGGGGGAGGGAAUAGUAAUACGAAUUUGAAUAAUGUUUUAGCCUUUUCACCAAAUGCUAAUUUAUUUCAAUCAACUUUCAAUGAAAAUGAUUUUCAAGUACAACAACAAGUUCAACAACCCCAACAACCUCAACAACCUCAACAAUUGCCUCCUCCAAAAGACCCUCAAUCACCAAAAUUAGAUCAAAAUCAACAACCUAUAAUAUCGGACUCGGCAAGAGACAAAUUUUUUUUAACUGCAGCUGAUCCCACUACUGAAAUAUCGCCAGAAGAAAGAUUGAAACAAGUUAUUAAAGCUAAAUUAGAGGCUGGAUUAUUACAACCUUACAAUUAUGCAAAAGGUUAUGCAAGAUUACAAAGUUAUAUGGAUAAUUAUAUGAAUAUAUCAAGUAGACAAAGAAUUUUAAAACCAUUGUCAAUUUUCCGUCCAGCUUUUAGAGCUAUUGCAAGAACAUUGAAAGACGUUGAUUUAGUUUUAGUUGAAGAAAGUUUUGAAAGAAUGUUGUUGGAUUAUGAUCGUGUUUUCACUUCAAUGGCUAUACCUGCAUGUUUAUGGAGACGUACAGGUGAAAUUUACAGAGGUAAUAAAGAAUUUGCUUCAUUAGUUGGUGUAACUACUGAUGAUUUAAAAGAUGGUAAAUUGGCAAUAUAUGAAUUAAUGAGUGAAGAAAGUGCGGUUAAUUUUUGGGAAAAAUACGGUGCAAUUGCAUUUGAUAAAGGUCAAAAAGCAGUUUUGACAAGUUGUAAUUUGAGAACAAGAGAUGGUAUAAAAAGAAAAAGUUGUUGUUUCAGUUUCACAAUUAGAAGAGAUAGGUAUAAUAUUCCAAGUUGUAUUGUUGGAAAUUUUAUACCAAUUGAUCCUUAA